GUGGGAUUGAGAGUCUUGGUUUUAUAAUACCAUAAAAGAAUAAGUCCAUAUAGGAAACACGGUUGGCUUUGGAUAAGGUAAAUGGAAUAAAUCAUGGCUGCAAUUCUAGACAUUUUUCAUUUUAUUAAUGACAAAAAAGACAAGAAUUCACUCUGGUGUGACCCAUAUUUGCGCUGCGUAAAUCCGGAGAAUCUGAGCGGAAUCUGUUCCAAACGAUUUUUUAAUGCAAAAAAAACCCUUUGUUUUUAUCAAAUUGGCUAAAUAAUCCAGAUGCGCCGUGACGUGCGCGUGCGCUUGUGUUUGGAUCUGCAGACUGACUUGAUGCAACAGCUUGUUUUGGAGGCGGCACAGCCUCGACAAACAGACUGCGCGCUUUUCUUUCCCUGCCUGAAGUAAAUUGGAAGCGAAGAUGGAGUUCAUCUGGUCUGAACUUGCAGGCCUCCGGAGGGAAUAUGUUCCCGGCGAGUUCAGCCUCAGACGACGGGCUGCAAAAUGAAGAGUGUCAGGAAGACUGCGCGUGGACUCCUAAUCUUCAUUCCUGUUUCUGCGCGGUCAGGAAGCGCGCACAGAUGAUGCUGACCCCGAAUGUGUCAGAGAAAAUGUUCCUUUCAGCUCCAUCUGUUCAAUUCUACAGGAAAUGUAGCUUUAAAAUGAGUCAAAUUGACCUUUUUGGCCUUUUACUUGAAAUGCCUUAUUACUUCACCCGCUCACACAUCAAAGUCUCACUCUGCACUUUGAGAACUGAUUAAGGAAAAACCAUCAGGGCCGCACAGACAGGACCUCAGACGAUCCUCAUUUUCCGACCUCUCCUCCUCCCCUCCGGAUCGGCUCCUGCUGGCCCGGGGCCCCUCGUGAAGCCACUGCAGUGAGCUAUUUCUGGUCUCCGUGAGCACGGUUCCCCCUCUCCUGAGACAGUUUUCAUGGCCCACGUUCGACGCCUCUCCUCCUCUCCUUUCUCAUCGUCGCCUGCACACCUAUCCAGGAUGCUUUCCGCCUCUGGGGCUUCCCCUUCUUGCGCUCCGAUUGGCUCCAUGUGAGGCUCUGGCGCGGUGACGUCAUGCCCCACCGCCCCUGCAGCGCUGAAUGGACCAAGCAGCCUUCUGAUCCACUCCAAAAACAGCUCAGCACGGCGCGGCGCCGCACGGCACGGACAUCCCUCUGGAAACGGAGGAAUAAUAGGGAUUUGAGCCCACAGUGUGCAGGGUGGACACAGGCCUCAGCACCUUUUUUUGUUUUUAGCCCCCAUACAGGGCAGGCCGGAGGAGUGGCGCGCGCGUCUGUAUCCCGGUUUGGAUCACAAUGAUGCAAAGUGCGGCGGUCCUGCCGACAGAGAGUCCCGUGAAGAGUUUACCGGAGAUUCUCGGAGUGCCACUGCAACAGAUCCCUCAGUGCGCAGGCUGCAGUCAGCACAUCCUGGACAAGUUCAUCCUGAAGGUGCUGGACAGACACUGGCACUCCAAGUGCCUCAAAUGCGCAGACUGCCAGACUCCGCUUGCGGACAAAUGCUUCUCCCGCGCAGGCAGCGUCUACUGCAAAGAGGACUUCUUCAAGCGUUUUGGAACAAAAUGUGCAUCGUGCCAACAGGGCAUCCCUCCGACGCAGGUGGUGCGGAAGGCCCAGGACUUUGUGUACCACCUUCAUUGCUUCGCUUGCAUCAUGUGCAGCAGGCAACUCGCCACGGGGGACGAGUUUUACCUGAUGGAGGACGGUAGGCUGGUGUGCAAGGUGGAUUACGAAACCGCAAAACAAAACGACGAUUCCGAGGCAGGAACCAAGCGGCCCAGGACCACCAUCACAGCCAAGCAGCUGGAGACCCUCAAAAGUGCCUACAAGAACUCGCCAAAGCCAGCACGCCACGUCAGGGAACAGCUGUCCUCGGAGACGGGACUCGACAUGAGGGUGGUGCAGGUUUGGUUCCAGAACCGGCGAGCGAAGGAAAAGCGUCUUAAGAAAGACGCAGGACGCCAUCGCUGGACUCAGUUUUAUAAAAGUGUCAAGCGCAGCCGAGGAGGAGCCAAAGUGGAGAAGGAGAGCUCGGCGGAUGACGCAGGACUCAGCGACAGUGAACUCAGCUUCAGAGACGACCAAGUCCUGUCAGACCUGGGUCACACCAACGGGUUGUACGGGAGUGUGGGUGACGUGACCAGCGGCGGCGUCCUGAACGGAGGCUUCUCUGUGGACGCGGCGGGACAACCCUUCCAUGACAUCAGAGCGGGAAGCCCUUACGGUCUCCCACACUCUCCGUCCUCCAUCACCUCCCUGCCUGGCCACACCCCUCUCCUCAACAGCCUGGGCUUUAACAUGGACGCUCUCGUGGCGCAGGGGGGGCCGGGUGGCGUGGGACAGGCUCUGAGGGCCAUGGCAGGAGGCCCCACGUCAGACCUCUCCACAGGCAGCAGUACUGGAUACCCUGACUUUCCCACCAGCCCAGCAUCGUGGCUGGAUGAGAUGGACCAUUCCCAGUUUUGAGGCUUGAGACUAAAAAAAGUUCAAAUAAAAAAAUAAAAACCGCCAGGAGGAUCCACCUGGAGACAGAAGAUUUUCUAAAACCUUUCUUUGUAUUUCCCUCCAAGACUUUUGUGGCCAUGCUUGAAGAGGAGAACAGAGAAAAGUUUGGCUCCCGGUCCUUCAGUGAGGUAACAACGAGAUGUGCAAACCAGACAAAAGCAGCGAACAACACUUCCUCAGACUGUUCAGUCUCCACAACAUCAUUAGAUUUACCUGACAUCUCUUUUCUUCAUUUCAUUCAUUUCCCUUUGUGAGCAGCGGAAGCUCACAGGAAAAAUAAGAAAAUCAGACAACCAGUGUCCAAAAAAGACAAGAUUAGGGCUCCGAUCUGCUAUUGAGUUGGACUGCUGUUUGGUGAAUUCAGAGCCUUUUCAUUGGCAAUGCACUUUACUCUCCUCUUCUUAUUCUGAGGAGGGAGACAUAUGCACAAGGCAAAAACACAGUGUUUCAUGGAGAGAAAUGUGAAAGAGCUGUGGCACAAGUGUGACUUUUGAAACAUGUUGAUCUUUUUUUAAUCAUGAAACGCAGCGAAGCCGAAAGGAAGUAGAUGGUCAUCCCUACAAGGUCUCUGCAGAAAUCUGGGUCUGGGUUUGUUCAAGCAGACGGUAUAGUGUCGGUUAGAAAGCUGUUAGCACAUCAGAGCUCAUGGGUCACUUCCCUGCAACCACUAUGUUUAAAGUCCCACUCUGAUCAUCUUUUUAUCUAUUGUAAAAGCCUCCCAGUGCUCUUUCAAUUGUGAUCAUGCCAUUUUUUAAGGCAAAAUCAAAAGAACUAUUGUUUUCUAGGACAUAGUUUCUGCAGAACAGCAGUAGUUCUUUAGAAAUUUGCCUCUGAGUUGUGGGCAGGACCUUUGGUGCGGCCCCACUUCCCUUCCCCGUUGAACAGCGUGGCGGAGCAGGAAGCUUGCGGCCCCCCGCCCAUCGUGUUUUCUAAAACAGCAUUUUUUACGUCUGCUCCUGAUUCACAACAGUUUGAAGAAAGAAAUACUCAGAAAUACAACUCUAAGCUUAUUUUUCAUCGUCUAUCAUAAAAAAAAUGCAGCAAUAACCUGUUAGAAACACCCUUUUCAUCAGAGUGGGGAUGUAAAUGACGCAUCACCAUCUUUUCAGUGCAGAGGAGUGUGACUUUGAGAGUUUUCUGUUUACAUGGCUAAAAGUAAAUCUGACCACCAAGUGUCAGAAACAACAAAAGGAUUUGGUUCUGACUCUCUUCAGUCAGAGGCAGCCUUCUUUCAAAGAUCUUCUCAGUCCAGCAGCUCUGGCUUUGCCUGCAAUCAAUCUCCUUCCUGACCCCACAUGUGCUGUCUGUCUGCCCCCCCGCUGCCGUGUCAGAGGGAUUACUGCAUCCGGGCCUGAUCCGGGCCUGAUCCGGGCCUGAUCCGGGCCUGAUCCGGGCCUGAUCCGGGCCUGAUCCGGGCCUGAUCCGGGCCUGAUCCUUCAUGUGUGUUUCACAUUUAGAGCGCCAUCAACUGCACUUGGAGAUGAACACAACAGCUGAAACAAACAAAUCCUUCACUGUCACAGAUUCUUAUGAAGCGUUUGUUCUGGAAGUUUGAGAAAAGCAGCGAGUGUUUUCAUUUUUACAGGAAUUCAGUUCUUGUAAGUCAUCCCUCAGAGUUUACGUCACUUUUUCAUUAGCAGCUUGAAAAGACAUCAGAGUUAUUCUUUGUUAUAAAGAUUCAAGUUAAAAUGGAAAUUCUUAUUAUUUAGCCACAUAAACCUUCAUGGCAUGACCUAAAUAAAUAAGACACACUUUUUUGAUUCAGUACAACUUUAUUUUGAUCAGUAUUACACUGUGUCAACACUUUUUGCUUUGUAUUUACAAAAAAAACUCAAAAUGAAGACCAAAUUCAGAAAAAUGAUUAGAUUCUGGUACAAAAACUUCCCUUAGUUAUCAUUUUAUUGUUUGUGUUUCUUGGGUCACCGCUGUUGCUUACAUUCAUAAAGGACACACCAGGUAAAUAAAACCAGAUUGAUUUGAAUUGCAUCACAGAACCAGCUCAUUUUAUCAUCCAGCUCUUUUUUUCACUGUUGGUUCAGAAACAAACUGUCUCCAGGUUUUGCUUUGUUACAUCCGUGUUGCUGCAGCAUCGAAUGGUUGUAAAUUUUGUACAGUUUAAAAAAAAACGUGUUGAUUGUCUUGUUUCAUGAGUGCUAUUUAUUAUUGCCAUGUGUCUUUGAAAAAGAUGUAAAGAGAGCACUGAAUUUAUUCAUUUAUGCCUUCUGUGUAAUGUUAUGAACUAUGUACAGUCAAAUCUAUAUGAGGAAAAUAAAGCUGACAUGUCUUUGGGUUA
Molecule: messenger RNA, 4801 nt
Organism: Oryzias latipes (Japanese medaka)
Lineage: Eukaryota; Metazoa; Chordata; Actinopteri; Beloniformes; Adrianichthyidae
Gene: lhx4
Product: LIM homeobox 4
Biological process (GO): neuron differentiation; regulation of transcription by RNA polymerase II
Cellular component (GO): nucleus
Molecular function (GO): zinc ion binding; RNA polymerase II transcription regulatory region sequence-specific DNA binding; DNA-binding transcription factor activity, RNA polymerase II-specific
Source: RefSeq, a predicted model, not a curated record